ACAAGGAACCACGAAACUUGAAAGAUAAUAUAAAAGCCUUCUCUUGCUGAAAUGUAGUAACACUAUGAUUUUCAUUUAAAUGUUUGCAUUUUCACUGCCACUAGAAUAACAUCAGAAACAGUAUAGCCUUUGAACUUCACUGCCGUUGUUGGAUUAAUUAUCUCAUGUUAGAGCAGAUAUGAAUGAACACAUGACGUAUUUCAACUAUGUUCGAUAGAAUUUUGAUUAUUCGCUGGCUAAACUGAACGUUUCGAUAGGUAACUAGAUAAUUGCCUAGUAACUCGCCUUUUCUUUUAUGUUUUAGUUUUUAAGUGUUUAAGUAAGUUAGCCAUAUAACAUAGUAACUUAAUCUCAAAUAAGCCUUCAGACGUUCUCAUUACGUUAACUGGCGUUGCAUCUGGUUGUCAAGUUCAACAAUUCAGUGUAAACAUUACCAUGAGGUCCAACAAGCACCCAUCAAAGGUGGGGACGACUCGGCGCAGGAUCUCCUCAGACGGCGGCUUGUCAACCAGUGGCUCUCUGGAGCGAGCGUGUCUCGCUGAAACCAAUAGCAGUGAUCCAGAACAUGUCUCCCAAAUUGCUGACAUGAGUGUUGAGAAACUUCAGAAGGAAAAUUCUGACUUAAAAAAGCAGCUGGAAGAUCUAAGGGCUCAGCAUCAGCAGCUCCUGGAGGAGGGGAAGGAGGAGACGCUGGAGGAGCGGAGAGUGAACCUGCUCAAGGCCCAGGUGAUGCAGCUGGAGAGACAGGUGGUGUUGCUGUCUGAGGGCCUGAGUGCACAGGUGUGUCGCUGUCAGGAUGUUGAGAGAGCCCUCGACCCGCUGCUGGACAGACUAAGAUCUCUGCUGUGCUCAGAGUCUCCGGGCCCUGAGGUGUGUGUAGCACGGUCCGAGCUCACCCAGCUGAUCGAGAGGUGCACAGACGUCAGACAAAAGUUACAUCGGAAAGUCAAGGCAACAACGGUUGAAGACCUCUCCAUGCCCUGGGUGCUGACUAAGUCAAACCUGGUCAAGCAGCCCAUAACCCUGCUUGAUCUCUGCUACGGCAAGACAAAUAACUUAAACCUUCAGCGAGUGAGUGCCCUGGAGUCCCGGCUCUGCCAGCUGUUCAAACACCUGUACGGGAUCAGGCAGACCCUCAGCCUCGUCCUGGCCCCUGGGGCGGAGGCCCUCCCCAGGCGGGGCCCCUCGGCCCUCUACGCCCGGCUGCUCAACCAGGCGGCGAGCUGCGUGCCUCAGCUGGACGGCUGCUGCAGCGACCUCCUCAUUCUCUCGCUGCUCAUCCCCACGUCCCCAUGGGCGGCCUCGGAGCAGCAGGUGAGCCUGGAGCUGAGGCCGGAGGAGGUUCUGGCCUCUCUGCCCGCUUUCCCCAGAGGGGCCCCUCAGCAGCGGGCCAGGAGGGCCGCAGAGGCCCUGUGCCGGGCCUCCAACCACGCCCAGCUCAUGGCCCUACAGCAGGUGGAGGCCCUGCAAGCAGAGCUGGAGUUCCACAGAAGCCUGUACAGCCUGCAGGUCACCUACACAGAGGAGCUCAUUCAGGGGGUGCGCCAAGCCUACCAGGCCUUCCAGGACAGCGUCACACGCAGCCUGUGUGCCCCGCUGCAAGAUGUGCUUUCAUGUUAUGCUGAUUUGCGGAGCAUGGCGUCUGAGGAAGCGCUCCGUGACUUCCUGACAGCCUUCAAGAACAACGCGGCGCUCAUCCAGGAGGCGGUGGAGGCCCUCGAUCCUUCAAAGAGCCAAGGAGCGGAGGCACUGUCCCGCUACGGCGAGGAGUUCCUGGGGACGGUGGAGCGUCUGCUGGGGGAGUGCGGCCAGCGGAGGGAGCGGGCGGCCGGCCAGCUUCAGGCCCUCAGGCUGGAGCAGGAGCAGGCCCUGGAGCUGCUGAGCAGCCUGAGCCUGGAGAGGCAGGAGAGGAGGGCAGAGCAGCAGGGCCGGGGCUCCCAGGGGUCGGGGAGGGGUUCAGAGGGGCAAGGGAGGGGGUCGCACAGGCAAGAGAGGAGUGGGGAGGCACAAGGAAGGAGCUCAGGGGAGCAGGGGAGGAGUCAGUUAACAAGGGGGAGGAGUCUGGAGCAGAUGGGGAGGACUGUUGAGGAGCAGGGGAGCGGUUUGGAGGGUCAAGAGAGGAGCUUGGAACAACAUGGGAGUGUAGAACCCCCAUCCAGGAAAUUGGAACAACAGGAGAGCAGCUUAGAACAACAAGACAGCAGUUCAGAGAAACAGGGGAGGAUGCCUGUGCCCGCUCAACAGCCUUCCACAUCAGGUAGACGAGAGCGGGCUGGUUCUGUCAGACGCAGUGGCAGCGUCGGGUCAGACAAUGCAGUCAGUGGCAAACAGCCCACUCUCCCGAAUGCCAGCUCCAAGCAGAGGGCUCUGCAGAAAGCCCUGUCUGUAGACAUGACAGCAGACACGGGCUCCCGGCGCUCUCCCGCACCGUCCUCCAGGGUCAACCAGAGGCCAGCCAGGAGCGCGCUGUGGAAGAUCCCCCCCAGCGAGCUCGCAGCCAGGCCAGAGUGGCAGAGCUAGAGCUAAGGUUGGAGCUAACGCUAACGUUGUAAUGCCGAGUCAUCUGGGGGGAGAAGGAGCAGCGGGGGGUACCGAGUCAACUUGGAGAACUGGGGCGCGAGAGAGAGAGAGAGAGAGAGAGAGAGAGAGAGAGAGAGAGAGAGAGAGAGAAAGAGAGAGACUGCUGGGUUAAUGCAGCGACUAGAAAACACUCAGUACAGGCUGAGAGAGAGACAGAGAGAUGGAGGUAGAGAGAGAGAGAGGAGCUGGAGGAAAUGAAAAGCACUUAGGGAGGCCAUGUUUUUUUUGGUGUCAGGCAAAGUCCACGUCUGCUUUCAUCAGCUUUCAUAGCUUCACUGGUGCAUUCAGUGCGAGAGUGUACGGCUAAGGGAAGUCAGAGGACCAGAGGGGGCUUAUUGGGGGUAUAUGGUAACGGUGGUGGUGGUUGUGGGGUGUUAUGUAGGCACCUGUCCCUGGGUUUUUACUGCCUCUCCCCAGACCAGCCGUGUUAAGACAGCAGGUGCCACGUUUUUAACAGUUUAGUUCUGGCAGUGAGGGCUGUCAAGAGAAUCCACUGGCAAAACUCACCUUUUUAUAGGUUUCUGAAGUGUGUACUGUGUGUGUGUAUGUGUGUUUGGAUUGUGAAUAAAUUGCCCUUUUAAUGGAAAAAUUACCAAAAAAGGGAGCUUUAAGAACUGUAGCUUUUGUAUGUUUUUCUUAGUCUGACAUUUUAAAGUGGGGUCAAGAGAAUCUUUAUAUAUUGCAAUAAAAGAGGAAAUGGAAAAAGUG
Messenger RNA from Clupea harengus (Atlantic herring), 3288 nucleotides. RefSeq lists its product as uncharacterized. Lineage: Eukaryota; Metazoa; Chordata; Actinopteri; Clupeiformes; Clupeidae. The record is from RefSeq and is a predicted model, not a curated record.